Molecule: messenger RNA, 2302 nt
Organism: Saccostrea echinata
Lineage: Eukaryota; Metazoa; Mollusca; Bivalvia; Ostreida; Ostreidae
Exons: 9
Coding region: 136-2109 (657 amino acids)
Biological process (GO): iron ion transport
Cellular component (GO): plasma membrane
Molecular function (GO): oxidoreductase activity; copper ion binding
Source: RefSeq, a predicted model, not a curated record
GCGUUACCUUGUUCUGUUUCCACUACCAAAGUAGGGAAUAGACCCUGUUUACUGUUUAAGCAGUCAUAACUUAACCCAGGGUGUUCAUUUAUUCUAUUUUCAAGAACAAAUGUGUCACAAUUUAACCGUAUAAAAAUGCUGAAGGGAGUUUUAUUAUUUUCUAGCUUUUAUGUAGUGAAUGUGGCAUGUUAUGGAAUAUUCGAAGAUUACAGAAACCAUCCAUGCAUCCGAAAAUGUGACAGUCACAUUUUGAUGAUUUGUGAGUACAACUUCACUGUGGAAUACUAUCACACAUUAUCCAAAGCCUGCUUCAACUGUCCUCAUAACGUCACAGAUUGUGCUCGUCCACACUGUGUGGCGGCGGACGGAACAAAACGGGGGAUAAUCACGGUGAACAGAAUGGUGCCUGGCCCCGGGAUCCAUAUAUGUGAAGGAGACACUAUAGUAGUUAAUGUACACAACAAAUUGGAAGGUUCUGAUGGACUGUCCAUCCACUGGCAUGGACUUCACCAAAGAAAUACACCACAUAUGGAUGGGGUCUCUAUGGUUACUCAAUGUGCAAUCCCAGCACACUCUUCAUUCCAAUACAAGUUCAAGCCAGACCAUCCAGGAACCUACUUUUGGCAUUCUCAUUCUGGGCUUCAGAGAAUGGAUGGGGUCUUUGGAGCUCUUGUAAUCCGUCAGUCGGAUGCCAACGAGCCUCAUCUUGGACUUUACGAUCAUGAUUUACCGGAACAUACUUUAAUUAUAAACGACUGGUUGGUGGAAUUAGCAAUCAAUCGAUUUGCAAAUCAUCAUCAUGCAGGAGGAGACAACAAACCCGCUUCUAUGCUCAUAAAUGGUAAAGGAGCAUUCCAGGAAUAUACAAAUCAACAUAACACUACAAUCUACACGCCUCGUGAGACAUUGAUGGUGGAUCAAGGCAAACGCUACAGGAUUCGUCUGAUAAGCAACGGUUUACUGAACUGUCCCAUCCAGUUCUCUAUAGACAAUCAUACCCUUAUAGUCAUGGCUACUGACGGUUUUCCCGUGCAGCCUAUCACGGUGGAAUCACUUAACGUGUUUGCUGGUGAACGAUAUGAUAUUGUACUCCAUACUACCCAGUCUAUUGACAAUUACUGGAUUCGAACACGUGGUGUUGCAGACUGUGGUAGGAAAAAGACACACCAAGAGGCCAUCCUUCGCUACCAAGGAGCUGCAGAGAGCCUGCCAGAUUUAUCUACAGGAUAUGACGCAGGGCAUCGCACAGGAAAGAAACUAAAUCCAUGGAACAAGGCGGAGACUGAGGACCUGAUUCAAGUAACAAGACUAGUAUCACUUCAUGAAACUGACGCGGCUCUAACCAAAAAACCUGAUAAAACCGUGUACAUGUCUAUGGAUUUCAAUAAAAUUGACAACUACCAUUUCCACGAUCCUGUACUGUACCCUAUCUCUGCAGUAGAGAGAUCGAAACACUUGUAUUUGCCCCAGAUCAACCAUAUAUCUACAGUUUUCCCUCCGGCACCACCCCUUACACAAUUUAUAGAUAUCCCCAAGGAAAUGAUGUGUGAUUCUAUGAAUAUGAACCGUAACUGCUCGUCUGAAUUUUGUGAAUGUGUCGACAUUAAAAAGGUCAAUCUCGGCGAUGUGGUAGAGUUUGUCAUAGUGGACGAAGGGAAGACCUUUGACGCCAAUCAUCCCAUGCAUUUACAUGGCUACAGUUACAGGGUGGUCGGUAUGGGAAAGAUUAACAUAAAUACAACCCUCCAAGAGGUGAAAGAGUUGGAUGCUGCAGGAAACAUUUCCAGAAAUCUUAAUAUGUCAGUGAAAAAGGACACAGUAACUGUCCCCGAUGGUGGAUACACCAUUCUCCGCAUACACGCUACGAAUCCAGGUUUCUGGUUUUUCCAUUGCCAUAUUGAUUUCCACGCCGAGAUAGGAAUGGGAAUACUCCUACAAGUGGGAGAAAUUAACCAGAUGCCAAAACCGCCAUUUAAUUUUCCAAAAUGUGGAAACUGGAAAUAUACUCCUCCUGUGGAGGAAGAGGCUAUAUGUCCUGUGAACAGUGUCAGAGGUCUACAAUAUACACCAAUGAUUGUGGCGUUUGUGAUCUAUAAAAACCUUUUAUAGAUGUUUUUACAAAAGAAAUUUUGUACAAAAUAAAUUCACGAGUUUGUAAAUGUACAAUCACAUGCUUUUUAAUGGAAUGUUUUCAUUUCUGACUUGUCAUUUGUUCCAAUAAUAUGGCAUUUAAAACAUAAAACAAAUGAACAUCUGAGUUUUGUUAACGAACUGAAAUAGCUCACUUUACGGAAAAAAUGAC